AUGGUGGGCAAGCUCGACUUCGAGCCAUAUCCCCCACAACCCGCCCAGCCAUUUGCCGUGAUCUCGGCGGCGGCGCUCUCCCUACUCGCGCCGAGUCGCGGCGUUCUCCAUUGUGCCCGCACAGGAUCUGCCCCGUCGCUCGUGGCAGGCCUGUGUCUCGGCGGGUUAUACAGUGUCAGCUAUUACCGACAAAAACAUGAGCUGACGUUUGGAGAGGAGACGGCACUGUUGGCGUCGGCGGUCUGGACGGGGACAUCCUUUGCUCGAGGCCUUCGCGAUGGUCUGCGCCCAGCAUCGGUUGGAUGGAGUGCGUUGGCAGUAUACGGGGUGGCGGCCUUUGGAGUUGCAGUGAACAACAAACGGAUUGCGAGUGCAAAUCAGGAGUCGAUAUCAUAUCGCUGA
This is a messenger RNA of Penicilliopsis zonata CBS 506.65, 402 nucleotides long. RefSeq lists its product as hypothetical. The transcript has a single exon. Gene Ontology annotation, cellular component: membrane. The record is from RefSeq and is a predicted model, not a curated record. Bases 1 to 402 code for a protein of 133 amino acids. NCBI's taxonomy places the organism in Eukaryota, Fungi, Ascomycota, Eurotiomycetes, Eurotiales, Aspergillaceae.